AUGCCAACUUAUCCAAUCCGUCGCCGACCGCGCGAAUGCAAGACCUGUCUACCGUGUCGAGCGAGCAAAGUCCGCUGCGAUCGCAACGUCCCGUGUGGAAACUGCACCAAGCGCAACUUCACCUGUUCUUACGGCCGUCCGUCCUCUUCAAAGGUUCCUAAUCCUGCCGCUGUCACGGCCUCGUCCACUCCUCUACAAUCGACCUUCAUCUCCCCCACAAUCCCGCACUAUGCCCACUCGGCUCCCACCCGCGAUGGUUCGUAUCCGACCGAUCAUCCCUCGAGCACGAGCGCCGAUCUGGACCUCUCGGACGUCAUCGAUCUCUCCCAGGCUGAAUGGGAUGAGAUAAACGUCAAGAUGGUGGCUAUGGAACAAACCAUUGGAAGUUUGCACUCGCUCUUCCAGUCACAUUCGGCGCGCAAGCCUCCAGAGCCGGAGCCUAUCGAACGAAAACAUUCAACGCGGUCGGAGGGUGUGUACGGCUCGAAUGUAUUGAAGACGGGCGCGGUCCAUCUGGGCUCGAGGUCGGCUUUGGUGGAUAUUCUGGAUAAAUCGAAGAGGUCAGAGGAUACAGCGCAGGCACUGCCUCAGGAGGACCUCCUUGCAGAACUUGCAUUGGGUAAUGAGUCGGCUGCAUAUCCCUUCGUGGAUCUUUGGUCGUCAGACCCGUACACAUUCAACAUAGCCGGUGUGUGCGCGGUUCUUCCAGAAGACGACCAAUGUUUGGAGCUUUUGGCGUUUUAUCAAGACAUAGGAGCGGUGUUGUAUCCUGUUCUGUCGGAUGUGCCUCGGUUAAAACGAAACACACGACAACUGCUCGAGAAUCGAAGACGAGCCGGUGGUGUCUAUAGACCUGAUGCCAAUGGGUUAGUCAAACCAUUUGGGACGGACUUGGCUUUUCUCAGUUUGCUCUUUGCGGUCAUUGCAUCGGGGAGUCAGCUUUCUGACAAGCCGGAAAACGAGCGUGAGCUGACUUCAUGGGUAUACGUUUCUUGUGCGUAUCAAUGUCUCCGGAUGUUGAAUUAUGUAUCGCAACCCAGUGUAGAAGUAAUUCAGAUCCUGCUCAUUAUUAGUAAUGUACUUUCAUACAACAUGAAUGCGGGUGCAUCCUAUACUUUACUUGGGAUGACGGAACGAAUGUGUCUAGUCCUCGGACUUCACGUUGAGACGACGGGGUUCUCACUUGCAGAGCAAGAAGUGCGAAGGCGUGUCUGGUGGGCAAUGGCCUUUCAGAACAGUCAUUUUUCGCUGGCCUAUGACCGACCAUCCAUCACAAUGGUUAGCCAGCCUGAAAUCCCAUUCGAUCCUAAAUCGAUGCCGGGGCAUCGGUCAUAUUUCGAAACUCUCUGCCGAAUCGUUUCCUCGGCAUUGGAAUUGCUGCGUUCACGCAUGUGUCCUGGAUCCACACAUUCACGGGUCCAUGAAAUCAGAGAGUACAAACAACAUAUCCAGCGCAUGCUCGUCGAAGCAACACCUCACCUCCGGUACCGCGAGAGCUGCCACACUCUCGCGGACCAUAUCGAGCGCACAGAGUUGCGCCUCCACUCCUCAUACCUUCUUUCCGUCUUGUGUCGAGUUUCCCUCGACCCACACGCCCAUCUCGACGACCACCGACGCGCAAUAAUCCGCGAAGAUUGCAUCAGCAGCUUGAUGAACACAAUCGAUGCCUUUGUCGAGCUGCACGAGAUCAACUCGCACUGCUCUCGAUCCUGGAUCAGUCUGCAGCGAACCAUUGCAUCCGCAUUCCUGCUCGUCGCCAACGAUGACGGCUCACAGACAUGGCAGCUAAUCGACAGACUCGAGGCAGUGCUCGCAGACCAUGUUUAUGAAGACGGCGACAAGGACCAAAACAAUCGCACCGACUCCGCCAAGCACGUCUCAUCCUCUCUCUGGGCUCUGCGUGAAAUCCGCGAGGCCUUCAGUGCCCGCAAGGGUGCGCCAUCAACUUCAAAUUCUGGCGAGACUUACUCGCCUCUCGAACUGCCCUCUCCUCCAUCCCUCGAGUCCAGUCCUAACGUGCCGACUUUCCUGGCCCCUACCUCUGUACCCCAGCCCAUGGAGGGAGUCAGCAUGCAGAACAUUUUGGGCCGCGUUUCAGACGUGAUGUUAUUCCCCAGUAUGAGCGGGGGUCAACCUAAAGCGUAG
Molecule: messenger RNA, 2145 nt
Organism: Penicillium salamii
Lineage: Eukaryota; Fungi; Ascomycota; Eurotiomycetes; Eurotiales; Aspergillaceae
Source: the annotation of a GenBank genome assembly